Messenger RNA from Panicum hallii, 1235 nucleotides. RefSeq names its product stem-specific protein TSJT1-like. The record is from RefSeq and is a predicted model, not a curated record. Lineage: Eukaryota; Viridiplantae; Streptophyta; Magnoliopsida; Poales; Poaceae. Bases 169 to 894 code for a protein of 241 amino acids. The transcript is spliced from 5 exons.
CCGCCUCCCCAUCCUUUCGCGGAACCAUCCAAUCCAAGGAGUGUGGAAGCAGGAAGAAGCUUAUGCUACCUAGCCUGCUGAUUGAUUAGCAGGGCAGAGUGGUCUUUAGUAGGAUUCGUAGAGAGUUUCUUUUUUGGGGGGAGGGUGAUUAGGGGUGUGUGGUUGAAGAUGCUGGCGGUGUUCAGCGGCGAGGUGGUGGAGGUGCCGGCGGAGCUGGUGGCGGCGGGCAGCCGGACGCCGUCGCCCAAGACGAGGGCGUCGGAGCUGGUGACCCGCUUCCUGGGGAGCUCGGAGCCGGCCGUGUCCAUGCAGCUCGCCGACCUCGGGCACCUGGCCUACUCCCACACCAACCAGGCCCUCCUCCGCCCAAGGUCGUUCGCGGCGAAGGACGAGAUCUUCUGCCUGUUCGAGGGCGUGCUGGACAACCUGGGGCGGCUGAGCCAGCAGUACGGGCUGUCCAAGGGAGCCAACGAGGUGGUCCUCGUCAUCGAGGCCUACAAGACGCUGCGGGACCGGGCGCCAUACCCGGCCAGCUUCAUGCUCUCGCAGCUCAUCGGCAGCUACGCCUUCGUGCUCUUCGACAAGUCCACCAGCUCCCUGCUCGUCGCAUCUGAUCCAGAGGGCAAGGUGCCGCUCUUCUGGGGGAUCACUGCUGAUGGCUGCGUCGCCUUCUCUGACGACAUUGACAUGCUCAAAGGAUCCUGUGGCAAGUCACUUGCACCUUUCCCACAAGGUUGCUUCUACUCUAACGCUCUUGGAGGCUUGAAGUGCUACGAGAACCCCAAGAACAAGGUGACUGCUGUUCCCGCAAACGAAGAAGAAAUCUGCGGCGCAACUUUCAAGGUGGAGGGUUCUACAGUCCUCACGUCGUUAGGAGGAAACCUUCGCGUCUGAUGAGGCGAGGACGGGAGGGCCAUGCAUGCAUGCAAAACCGUGUAUAUGGUGGCCGGUGUAACAUAAUGGCAAGGCGAGCAGCUGAUCUAUCCGUCUCAUCUUCCAUGAAAAAGAGGAGGCUAGAGAAGAAGUGCUGCCAGCGUGGGCAACAAGAACUUCGUCAGUGUUGUUGGUCGUGUGUGUUGUGUCUGCUGUGUGUACCCCUAGCUGUUCAACCUACAAUCCUACAUGGAAGAAGUUGAGAGUCGAGACCGGGUGCUAGUCGAUCCAGUUGCAUGCGUGGAUGGAGGUCUGCGAUCGAUCUGCGUAGCAAAUAAUCAAAGCUUCACUUACUUUCUCCA